Messenger RNA from Babesia sp. Xinjiang, 1107 nucleotides. RefSeq names its product Developmentally-regulated G-protein 1. NCBI's taxonomy places the organism in Eukaryota, Apicomplexa, Aconoidasida, Piroplasmida, Babesiidae. Gene Ontology annotation, cellular component: cytoplasm. Bases 1 to 1107 code for a protein of 368 amino acids. Gene Ontology annotation, biological process: cytoplasmic translation. The record is from RefSeq and is a predicted model, not a curated record. Gene Ontology annotation, molecular function: GTPase activity; GTP binding. The transcript has a single exon.
AUGGGUGUCAUUGAUAAGAUUCGUGAAAUUGAGGCCGAAAUGGCCAGGACCCAAAAGAACAAGGCUACAGAGUACCAUUUAGGUCAAUUGAAGGCCAAGCUUGCGAAGUAUAGGACCCAAUUAGUCGAAGCCCGUCCUAUCGGUGGUGGUAAGGGUGAAGCUUUUGAGGUGUCUAAAUGUGGUGAUGCACGUAUCUGUCUCAUUGGUUUUCCAUCUGUGGGCAAGUCUACUCUUUCUAACGCUUUGACCAAUAUGAACUCUGCUACUGCUGAUUAUGAGUUUACUACUCUUACGUGUGUCCCAGGUAUUUUGAUGUACAAGGCUGCAAAAAUCCAGCUACUAGAUCUGCCAGGUAUCCUUGACGGUGCUUCUGAGGGUCGUGGUCGUGGUAGGCAGGUGAUCGCUGUUGCUAACAGUUGCGAUCUUGUGUUGAUGAUAUUGGAUGCUACUAAGGAUGAUUCUCAAAAGUGUAAACUUGAGCGUGAGCUUCACAACGCUGGUAUCCGCAUUAACCGUAAGCCUCCAAACAUAUCAUUUAAGCAGAAGAAGUCUGGUGGUCUGAACAUAAACCAUCUUGUACCAAUAAACCACCUUAGUGAGCGUGUAGUUCACUCAGUGUUACAUGAGUACAAGAUUUUCCACGCUGAUAUAAUUAUCCGUGAGGACGCGACUGUCGAUGACCUUAUUGACGUGGUACGUGGCAAUUGUAAAUAUUGCAAGUGUAUUUAUGUGUAUAACAAGAUCGAUAUGUUAUCAUUGUCUGAGAUUGAGGAGAUAGCACGUCGUCCUAACACUGUUGUGGUUAGCAGUUCUAAGGAGUGGAAUUUGGAGUUAUUAAAGGAGCGUAUGUGGGACGAGCUUGAGCUUAUGCGUAUCUACACAAAGAACAAGGGUGAGGUUCCUAACUUCGAGGAGCCCAUCAUAAUGACACCGCAACGUGGUGACGGUACAGUGUCUGCUGCUGUGCAGAUGAUCCACAAGAAGAUGUUGGAUGAGUUUAAGUUUGCUUUAGUAUGGGGGACUAGUGUGAAACACAACCCUCAGCACGUUGGUUUGAAGCAUCAACUCCAUGAUGAAGACGUAAUCCAGAUCUUCAAGAAGCGUUGA